GUAAAAGGAACCGUGUAAAAUGGGGGGGAAAAGUCACAUUAACCGUUUACCGGAAGUUUAUCAGUAUGGGAGGAAACACUAGCUUCACAUAUACCCUAUUCUACAAACAUUCAUUUAUUUCCUUCGGCUUGGUCUCUUCAUUCAGCAGGGGUCGCUACUAUUCUACAAACAGUGUCCACAUGUAUUAUUUUCAACAUCUCAGUGAACAGAUUCACGAGAGCUUUCAAGACCGCCAGCGUGAAAAAUCAAACACUCCUGAACUUCCGUGACAUUUCAGGCCGUGUUGAUCUGACCUCAGAACUGCAGCACUUCACAGGAGCUUUGAAGCAGUCUAUGUGUGUGUGUGUGUGUGUGUGUGUGUGUGUGUGUGUGUGUGUUGAAAGAUGAAGGGGUUCAACAUCCCAAUGUAUAUAAAUAAGAGAUAUAAACACCUCCAAAACUCAGACAUUAGGACUUCCUUACUGAAACCAGAACAUCUGAGCUCAACACCACAAACCAAAUGUGCUCUUGAGCCGGUGAUGGACGUUUACUGCAGUAAUAAUGUUCUUCAGGCAAGGAGAGCCGUGGAGCAGCUGAGGAUGGAGACUGAACUGCAGAGAAUCAAGAUUUCAGCAGCGGCGGAGCAGCUCGUCCAGUACUGUCAGGAGCACCGCAGAGCUGACCCUCUGCUCACCGGCAUCGCUGCGUCCUCAAACCCCUUCAAAGACAAGAAGACCUGCGUCCUGCUGUGAAACACACACACACCGUCAUCACAGUAGUCAUUAAUAAUCUCUUUUAUUUGCAGUGUUGAUAACGACACCUCGUCAAACUGUGCGUCCAUAAAGAUUUCUUGAAAAAAACACAACCACAUUCAAUCAGUCAGAGCACGAUUACUGUCUGACGAGGACUAUAAAUAAGAGCUCAUACGUACUGUGGAGAUUUGAAAUGAGGAGUUUCAUACAGAGUGCAUAUAUUGGAAAGCUUGCUGCCACAUUUGUGAACUGUGUUAUUUUUUAAGAAAUGAAACUGGAUCC
Messenger RNA from Danio rerio (zebrafish), 1013 nucleotides. It is a transcript of the gene gng14, whose product is annotated as G protein subunit gamma 14. Gene Ontology annotation, cellular component: heterotrimeric G-protein complex; plasma membrane. Gene Ontology annotation, molecular function: G-protein beta-subunit binding. The record is from RefSeq and is marked validated. Lineage: Eukaryota; Metazoa; Chordata; Actinopteri; Cypriniformes; Danionidae. Gene Ontology annotation, biological process: G protein-coupled receptor signaling pathway.